This is a messenger RNA of Pantherophis guttatus, 915 nucleotides long. RefSeq names its product chromosome 6 C10orf53 homolog (gene C6H10orf53). NCBI's taxonomy places the organism in Eukaryota, Metazoa, Chordata, Lepidosauria, Squamata, Colubridae. The record is from RefSeq and is a predicted model, not a curated record.
UCAGCUCCACCCUCAGUUUGCUUCCUCAUUCCUCAGGAGUCUUCUUAUAGCUGGCCCAGCAAUGCCAAAGAAUGCUCUGGUGACUCUCAGAUAUGGGCCUUAUCGAAGCUGUGGGGUGGUGGAGCACAGGACUUUUCGCCUGGAGGGCAUGCAAGCUGUGUUAAAAGAAGACGGGCAUCAAAUUGUUCUCGAGCAAAUUCCCGAUUGGAAUGAUGUGCAGCUGAUCGUGAAUGGAGAGACCGUCUUCCAGUGCAACAUUAAUGAUUUAGAUUUUGGAGGAGAUGGAAAGUUGGACCCUCUUUGCCAAGAAGCUCGAGAGGCAGUCUUAAAAGCCUACUGAAGUUUUGUUGUGUUUUGUUUUUUUUAAAAGCUCAUUUCUCACGAAGGAAGGCUCCUUUUCUACCUUGAUGCCAAAACAGUACUAUCUCCAAUUCACAAAUCACUUUUCUGUUUUAUAUCUAAUUCUUUAGAGCCUUUUUGUCCUUGUGCUUUUCUAUGCUCAUCUUGAUCUUUUGAAGUGUUCCUCACCUUCUUGAACCAUCCCCGUGACCACAGGGGGAGAGGGAUGAUCCAAGCUGCAUUGCAUUCCUUAGUCCUGUGUUGAAGCCUCCCGAGAACCACCUUUCUACUCCAUUCCUCUGAAUAGAGAGUAUAGAGAGAGCUGUUUGCUACGAGAUGGGUGGCAAAUAAAUUCAAUAACACAUAAAUAAAAUAAGACGAUUGCAUCCCGCUCCCUCAAGUACUUGAAAGAUUCGAAGUCACCAGUUUCUCAUAUCAAUCCAAAACAAUUGUAUUCUAGGUAGCAGAGAUUCAUAUAGUAUAACAUUUAACUAUAGGAAGGAAGACUUCCAGUACUAUAUUCCACAUAACAAUCUCUCCUGAAUAUGACAAUAAAAUCACUUGUUUUAUCUCCUA